This is a messenger RNA of Leptosomus discolor (cuckoo roller), 1131 nucleotides long. The record is from RefSeq and is a predicted model, not a curated record. NCBI's taxonomy places the organism in Eukaryota, Metazoa, Chordata, Aves, Leptosomiformes, Leptosomidae.
GGUGCCUCCUGUGCUGCGACAAGGCUUCUGGGUUUACAGGAGUUCAAAGCUGCCAGGGUCUCACCAGGCUUGCUGCUCCAUUAAAGAGCUGGAUGUGUUCAGCAGAGCCCGUGAGGUUAAAGUGGACCCUGACAAACCCCUGGAAGGUGUUCGGCUGGCUGCGCUGCAGGCAAGGAAGACUUUGCUGGUUCCCACACCGCGUCUGAGAACGGGGCUGUUCAAUAAGAUCCUUCCACCUUCAGGGGCAACUAAGGAGAUGCUACGAAGAUGUGCUACGUCUCAGGGUAUAAAAGAAUACAGCGUGCCCGUAGGUCUUGACGGGAAAGCACGGGUGGACUUGGUGGUUGUAGGAUCAGUGGCUGUCUCUGAAAAAGGCUGGAGAAUUGGAAAAGGGGAAGGUUAUGCAGACAUGGAAUACGCAAUGAUGGUGUCGAUGGGUGCAGUGCAGGAGGAUACACCUGUAGUCACUAUUGUGCACGACUGUCAGGUGAUUGACAUAGCAGAAGAGCUUCUUGAUGAUCAUGAUUUGACUGUGGAUUACAUACUCACUCCAACAAGAACUAUCAAGACUAACUGCAAACGACCAAAACCUCAGGGAAUAAUAUGGCAAAAGGUCAGCUCUGAGAUGCUGGGAAAAAUCCCCAUCCUAAAGAGUCUUCGAUACAGAGAGAAGCAGGCUGGCAAGGAUGUUACUCUCAGAGACGAACAUUUGGACUUGGCAAAUGCCAACACACCAGAGAAGGCGAUGGCUGAAAAUACCAGACCGCAGGCUGCCGUAGGCUCAGCUCAAACGGGACAACAUCAUGUUGAAAGCGAUGCUUUAAGUCCCAGAUUAGAGGGAUCUGGCGUGAUUACUACUGUGUAUGUGGGGAACAUACCUCCCAGCGUAAGAGCGAGCGAGCUGAAAAGUGCUUUGAGGGAAUUCCACGCAGCUCCUUUACGACUGAAUUGGCAAGGAGCGCAGCGCAGGGCUUUUCUCGAUUACAGGGAUAAAGCAACCGCAGAGAGCGCUGUAUCCUCUUUGAAAGGCUUCAGCCUCGGGGGUAAUACUUUGCGAGUUGAGCUGGCCAAGAACCAGAGAAACAAAGGGCAAGUAGAAAUCAAUAGUCAGAGAUGAAUAUGAAUAGAGGA